Metarhizium brunneum ARSEF 3297 is the source of this 1425-nucleotide messenger RNA. It is a transcript of the gene rhp57, whose product is annotated as DNA repair protein rhp57. Lineage: Eukaryota; Fungi; Ascomycota; Sordariomycetes; Hypocreales; Clavicipitaceae. Gene Ontology annotation, cellular component: condensed nuclear chromosome. Gene Ontology annotation, biological process: mitotic recombination; DNA strand invasion; DNA recombinase assembly. The record is from RefSeq and is a predicted model, not a curated record. Gene Ontology annotation, molecular function: DNA strand exchange activity; ATP-dependent DNA damage sensor activity; ATP binding.
AUGACCGACCUUCUCCACAUCCUCCCCUCCUUCCGUACAGCCCCCUUCGGGGCAUUGCUCCCCAUCAUCGAGCAACACGCUCUUUCGACAACAGACCUUCUGGCUCUUCACCCUGCAGAUAUAUCGAAACAAACGAACCUGCCGCUGCUAGAUCUGAAACGGCUCAUUGCCACAAUCCAAGUCUCUCUAUCAGACGAUCUCGUACCACGCCACCCCCUACAACAAAUCGUGAGCUCCGCGCCAGAACACGACCAUUCUCACCAUGAACAGCCCUCAGAAUCAAACAGCCAAGAUGCCAGUAAAUCGCCAGCCAUCCAACCCCAGAAAGGGAAUCCCUCGUCGCCUUCAUUCAUAAGCACCCUUUGCCCUCAAAUAGACGCCGCUCUCAACUCGGGCAUCCCAACCUCAUCCAUCACAGAAAUCACGGGCGAAUCCGGGGCCGGCAAGACCCAAUUCCUCCUGUCACUGUGCCUCGCCGUCCAACUCCCGCCACCCCAUGGCCUCCGCAAGCAAGCCCUCUACAUAUCUACCGAAUCAAGCCUCGCGACCAAACGCCUCUCUCAGAUCCUCGCGUCAAAUCCUCUCCUCCAGGAUAUUGACUUCGCGGACCGCCCCUCUCUGGACAACAUCCUCAGCACAGUCACUCCAGAUCUCGAAUCACAAGACCACAUCCUGGAGUACCAAGUCCCCGUGCUACUGUCAAGACACAACAUAGGCCUACUAGUGAUUGAUUCCGUGGCGGCCAACUACCGAGCCGAGUUUGAAAGGGCCGGCUCCUCAUACGGCUCUAACAUGGCCGCGCGCAGUGCCGAACUCGUCCGCCUGGGCGCGUUGCUGCGAGACUUGGCAAGGAAGCAUGGCAUCGCCGUCGUCGUAGCAAACCAGGUAUCCGAUCGCUUCUCCUCCUCGCCCGCGCCCCUGCCGCGGACCAUGUCCUACAGGACUUCUACUUCCGCGCAGGAAAGCCCCCUCGCGUCAAGAAGCAUGCCACCGCCGCCGCCGCAAUCUACCCUCGCCAGCACGCCCUCGUCCCCCUUGCCCUUCUCCUUCUCGGACGACGCGCCGCCCACACACCCUGCGUUGCGACUAGAUCACCAGCAGCGUUGGUUUACAGGCUGGGGGGACGACCCGCGCUCGUCGCAUUCCCUGAAAACACCGAGUUUGGGACUCGUCUGGUCCACGCAGAUAGGAUGCAGGAUAGCCUUGUUCAAGAGGCCCGUGUACGGACGGCCACGGCAGAUUGCGGCACCCAUAGAGGCGGAUGAUGACAAUAUUGAUAGGGGGGCUACACUAAGGAAUUGGCGGAGGUGGAUGAAGGUUGUGUUUGCGGGACAUGUUGCCGCCUCGGGUCAAGGGGUGACGGGGGCCAAGGAGUUUGAGGUAACGACUGGUGGCAUUGCAUGUGUACCAGGGAAGAAUGGAUAG